CACAUGACUACACGUUACCUUACUUAGCCUUAUAGCUGGGCCUGUCGAUCUCCCAUCUGAGGGAGAUUUACUUAUAUCAGCAAGUGCACGCGGGGCUAUGCUUUGCAACCAACCAUGACAUCCGCGCAGACCAAAGCCCUCACACCCGUCGAGAUCCUCGAGAACAUUCUUCUUCAGGUGGAUAUCCAGUCCCUCCUGACAUCCGCCCAGCGCGUCUGUCACGCAUGGCACGACCUCAUCUCCACGCCUGCCCUGCAAAAACACCUCUUCUUGACCCCGGACUGGAAUCGACCGCAACCAGAGCGCAACCCGCUCUUGGUCCAUAUCUUCCCGGGCUGGUUCAUCGCUGGCCAAAUUGCCCAUGGUGAAUACCGGGAGAAGAUCGGGCGCGACGGUAUCAACCCCCGCUGGGAUUUGACGCAACCCGAGCAGAAGGCCUCUUUCAUCCGGAAAGAAGCCAGCUGGCGGCGCAUGCUCGUGCAGCAGCCUCCGAUCCGGGAGUUAUUUUCUUUCGACAUAAAGCAAAACCGAGGCGGGGAAUGGAUCGAUGGUGUAUCUUAUACCGAGUUCGAUGAUGAGGAUGAAGACGAGGAUGAUGCUGAUGAUGCUGAUGCUGAUGAUGCUGAUGCUGAUGAUGCUGAUGCUGAUGAGGCUGAUGCCGAUGCUACUGAUGUUCCUACUCCUGCUGCUGCUGCUGCUGCUGAUGAUGAUGUCGAUGACGAUGACGAUGAUGGUGGUGGGGAAGAUCUUUCGCCCUUCAUAGUUGGCCAACCGACGGAGCCUCUGCGAAUGGGGAAGCUGGUAGAGGAGGCCCCUAGUACCUCUGACUAUAUCGAGGUUCUUUGGAGUAUCAAGGACUAUCGACUUCACCGUUCUAUGUUCAUUCGCAUCAGGAAGCGAGAUGUUCGGAUGCUGCGCAGUGCACUCAGGAGGAGUGGAAUGAUUGUGAUCAUGAAAGCGAUCGUGCAAUGUGCCAUGGGGGUUCCACCUCCGCAGCUAGCAUGGAGGGCAAGCCAGAGGCGCUGGUGGGCGGGGGUUGAAGAGCCUACGAGACGCGAUAGGGGCCAUCUAGCCAAGAGGCAACGUUGCAGUUAACUUAAAGGUGGUGAUAUCAUCAAACAUCACCAAUCUCUGAGAUAAACUUGACAUACUGGCAAGAGGCUCAAGCUGUGUGCACUGCCGGAAAGACAAGGACACAAUGUAUUAGGAGUUCAUGACGCCUGGAUCCUGUUGAGGGAUCAUACGACAACUCCACCGCGGCCGUUGCAGAUGGCCCACCGCGUGGUGACCGAGUCGCAGCAAACAGUGGCUAAUGUAGCGUGUGAGGUUCGAGAGGAUGGAAGGCUGGCAUGGUCUCGACGAGGUCGG
Messenger RNA from Aspergillus japonicus CBS 114.51, 1368 nucleotides. RefSeq names its product F-box protein. NCBI's taxonomy places the organism in Eukaryota, Fungi, Ascomycota, Eurotiomycetes, Eurotiales, Aspergillaceae. The record is from RefSeq and is a predicted model, not a curated record. The coding region runs from base 115 to 1095 and encodes 326 amino acids. Gene Ontology annotation, molecular function: protein binding. The transcript has a single exon.